Molecule: messenger RNA, 2832 nt
Organism: Pyrus x bretschneideri (Chinese white pear)
Lineage: Eukaryota; Viridiplantae; Streptophyta; Magnoliopsida; Rosales; Rosaceae
Product: splicing factor-like protein 1
Exons: 2
Coding region: 18-2393 (791 amino acids)
Biological process (GO): regulation of mRNA splicing, via spliceosome
Cellular component (GO): nucleus
Molecular function (GO): zinc ion binding; mRNA binding
Source: RefSeq, a predicted model, not a curated record
UCUCCAAUCUCAAAUCCAUGGAGGCUGCUCUCCAAUCAAACCCUAACCUUCCUCCUCCAAUCGAAUCCCUAGAUCCUCACCCUCCUCAUUCCGAUUUCAAUCCUCCUCCCCCUGCAGAAGCCCUAGCCUCAGAUUCCAAUGGCCCGUCUCAACCAGCGCCCACUGAAACCCUAGCAUCCUAUGCUCGAGACCCCUCCACGAAUCCCAAUACCGCUACUGAGAACGGUAACUCGACUGACGCCUGCAAGGUGCUUGCUAUUAUGAAGCCGCUGCUGUCGGAAAACGGAUUGACCAACACCACUAGCGGCAACGAAAGGGAUGGCUCGGGCGGGGAGGAGGAGACGACCAGCAGGCGCCGUCGCCGCAGCCGGUGGGAUCCUCAGCCCGAGUCGGACAAUCAGAGUGGUGGUGGCGAGACGGGCAGUGGCACGAGGAAGAGGAAGUCGCGGUGGGCGGAUGAGGAGCCGAAGCAGGCGAUUCAGCUGCCGGAUUUCAUGGGAGGUAUUGAGUUUGAUCCAGAAAUUCAAGCUUUGAAUAGUAGGUUGCUUGAGAUUAGUCGAAUGCUGUCUUCGGGGUUGCCCUUAGAUGAUCGUCCCGAAGGGGCUAGGUCUCCUUCGCCGGAACCUAUAUAUGAUAACAUGGGAAUUAGGAUUAAUACUAGAGAGUUCCGUGCCCGUGAGAGGUUGAACAAAGAGAGACAGGAAAUUAUUGCCCAGAUUAUUAAGAGGAACCCAGCAUUUAAGCCCCCGGCUGAUUACAGGCCACCCAAGCUUCACAAGAAGCUUUACAUACCGAUGAAGGAAUAUCCCGGAUACAAUUUUAUCGGACUUAUCAUUGGGCCAAGGGGUAAUACCCAGAAGAGGAUGGAGAAAGAAACUGGUGCAAAAAUUGUCAUUAGGGGUAAAGGUUCGGUGAAAGAGGGUAGGUCACAACAGAAGAGGGAUUUGAAACCUGACCCUUCCGAGAACGAGGACUUGCAUGUUUUGGUUGAGGCCGACACACAAGACGCUCUUGAUGCUGCGGCUGGGAUGGUGGAGAAACUCUUGCAGCCUGUCGAUGAGGUGUUGAAUGAGCAUAAGAGGCAACAACUUAGGGAACUUGCGUCAUUGAAUGGGACAAUAAGGGAUGAGGAGUAUUGUAGGUUGUGUGGUGAGCCAGGGCACCGUCAGUAUGCUUGUCCAUCACGUACUUCGACCUUUAAGAGUGAUGUUCUUUGUAAGAUAUGUGGUGAUGGUGGGCAUCCAACCAUUGAUUGCCCAGUGAAGGGUACAACUGGGAAGAAAAUGGAUGAUGAGUAUCAGAACUUCUUGGCUGAGUUAGGGGGGACAGUUCCUGAAUCUGCAACUAAGCAGACCGCUACAUUAGCACUUGGCCCAGGCAACAGUACAUCAAGCAAUCCUCCUUGGGCUAACAGUACUGGCAGUGCUAGUGCAUCAUCACAUCCAGGCUUGGGAUCAAUUGGAGUCAAGCCAGUCAAGGACUAUGACGAGACAAACUUGUACAUUGGAUACUUGCCACCUACUUUUGACGAUGAUGGUUUGAUCCAAUUGUUUUCACCAUUUGGUGAUAUUGUGAUGGCCAAAGUUAUCAAGGACCGAGUUACUGGAGCAAGUAAAGGUUAUGGUUUUGUGAAGUACGGAGAUGUUCAAAUGGCUAAUAAUGCAAUUGCACGCAUGAAUGGUUAUCGCCUAGACCAGCGAACCAUUGCUGUCAGAGUUGCUGGCAAGCCUCCUCAGCCUGCUGCGCCUCCUGGACCUCCAGCAUCGGCACUGCCCACAUACGCGGUUCCCCAGCCUGUUGGUGCCUAUCCAUCCCAGCAGUUUACCGCAGGUGGUCCUCUUGGGAAUGCACCACCUACUAGCUACGCGGGUACUCCUGUUCCUUGGGGACCCCCUGUUCCUCCGCCUUAUGCUCCUUAUGCUCCACCUCCUCCACAUCCCCCUGGUUCAACCAUGUAUCCUCCUCCCAUGGCGGGUCAACAUAUGGCUCCUUAUGGUGCACGAUACCCUCCUCCACCUGGGGCACCACCUCAACCUGUGACUUCAAGUGAAGCACAACAGAGUUAUCCCCCUCCAGGGGUUCAAACUGAACACAACGUCUCUACCCAAUCUCUACAAUCUAAUAUGUAUGGAGGCUCCUCAGCACCAAUGCCACCAAACGGCCAACACACUUAUCCUGCUGCUUCGUAUGGUUACUCAUCGUACUACAAUGCAGUUCCACCACCUCCGCCUCCCCCCGCCCAUGUACCUGGAUCAACUGCAGACCAAUCUCAGAACAUUGGUAACGUUCCAUGGGCCACGAGUGCUCAGGUUCCCCCUCAUGCUUCUUCUGCGGAAAGGACAACUUAUGGUGCAGAUGCAGAGUAUGAGAAGUUCAUGGCAGAAACGAAAUGAUACCUCCAAGCUGAUAGGGCUGAUGUUUCUUGGAGCUCUUGUGAACCGAUUUCUUACCUCUUGCCAUGACUUUGUUGAAGUUUGGGACUCACAUCUUUAACCUUGCUGUAAUGUUAUGACCUUUGCAGAGACUUGGGCUGGAGCUUCCAUUGAUCGUUUCAUGUUGGAGAAGUCAUCUUUAAACAAUAUGAUUCAUAUUAUUUUGGGUGCUUAUGUUGGACGUAAUUUUGUUAUUUUUCUGGUUACUUUUCUCAUACAAAUUCUAGCUACUAAUUUCUUCCUUGUUCAAAUUUCGUCUGAACUUCCAUUAUUUGGUACUAAUGUUUUGUGAUGUUAUGUUGGGUUGCAUCACUAGUUUUGUUGCUUUGCCUAACGGUUUUCCCUCUCUAGUUUCUAUUGUAAUCCAAUUUUUACGUUAAGGACCCUAAUUUUUUCCGCC